Rubroshorea leprosula is the source of this 1032-nucleotide messenger RNA. Lineage: Eukaryota; Viridiplantae; Streptophyta; Magnoliopsida; Malvales; Dipterocarpaceae. The record is from the annotation of a GenBank genome assembly.
AGGAAUCCGGAGAGAUUCCAGCGUGCAGGACUCGGAUUGGAAUCUGUAUCAUAUCUGCGUCUUCAUUCCCAUCCCUAUCUAUACAAACUCUACCUCCUCCUUUAACGUAAUUUGAUUCUCUCAUUUUUCCCAUCUUCUUCCCUGAAUUCAUUCCAUUCCAGUUCCACAGCCGCAGCUAAAGAAAACUCAAUCUUGAUCGGAGAGAAUGGCUCUGAGCAUGAAGCAAAUGUCUCUAAUCGUGGCCUUUUUCGGCCUUCUUUCCUUCAUCCUUGGAAUAAUCGCCGAGAACAAGAAGCCUGCUUCUGGAACUCCAAUUACGGGGAAAGAUGUGGUUAUUUGUAACUAUCCUGCCGAUCCGACCGUCGCUCUGGGGUCUCUGUCGGUUGUAUUCCUGGUGGCGACAACCGUCACCGGCUGUUAUUCUCUGUUCUACCCUUACAAAGGGAAAUCUGUGCCGCAAUCCGUUCUCUUCCGAAGCACCAGUUUCGCUGUCUUCUUCAACGUUGCCUUGUUUAGUUCUGGUUUGGCUUUGACUCUGCUUUUGUGGCCAACAAUCACGGAGCAGCUUCACUUGUCCGGCAAUGUUCAUCAUAACCUGAACACAGAUUGUCCUACAGCGAAGACUGGCCUCCUGGGUGGGGGUGCUUUUGUAUCGCUUGAUUCAGCUCUCUUCUGGUUAGUUUCACUGAUGUUGGCUGACAAUGCUCGGGAGGAUCACUUUGAUGACUCUGAGGAAGGCCUAAAGACUGGUGUCUAAGGUGUUUGAUGAUCGUCUAGCUUUAUAAUUGAAGUAAUUGUCUCUCCAUGUUUUUUAUUCUUUUUCCUGGUCUCCAUAUUUGUCUCUCCAUGGUUAAGACUAUCCUAUUUCACAGUAAUAAAUUAUUUGGUUGUACAUAUUUGGUCAUCUCGUUAUUAUUUGUUCUCCCUUAAGUAUGUGAUUCUGCUAUUUGAAAAAAAAUGGUUUGUAAAGAAAAUGAAAUUGGAGAGAAGUUGCAGUCUUCCUGCUCUUCUCAAUCAAGACUUAUCUUUUAG